Molecule: messenger RNA, 324 nt
Organism: Necator americanus (New World hookworm)
Lineage: Eukaryota; Metazoa; Nematoda; Chromadorea; Rhabditida; Ancylostomatidae
Exons: 1
Coding region: 1-324 (107 amino acids)
Source: RefSeq, a predicted model, not a curated record
AUGGACGCAUUUCUUGAAGAGCUGGAGAAAAUGAUCCGUAGCGAGAAAUCCUUCUAUAAACUGGUUGUCGGAGACUUCAACACAAAACUAGGAAAGGGCACAAAAGAGGAAUACAGGAUUGGAAAAUAUGGACCAGAGGACCGAGAUGAAAACGGCAAUUGUCUCGUCGGACUGUCGUUCGCCACUCGCCUGUUUCAUGGGAAUUCUCUUUUCAGGAAGAAAGAUCAUCGUCGGUGGACAUGGGAAUCGCCCAAUGGCGCGACUCGUGCGGAGAUUGACCACAUACUCACCAAGCGGACGUUGCGUCACUUGACGUCUCAGUAG